Molecule: messenger RNA, 3893 nt
Organism: Clupea harengus (Atlantic herring)
Lineage: Eukaryota; Metazoa; Chordata; Actinopteri; Clupeiformes; Clupeidae
Gene: kcnj3b
Product: potassium inwardly rectifying channel subfamily J member 3b
Biological process (GO): regulation of monoatomic ion transmembrane transport; potassium ion import across plasma membrane
Cellular component (GO): plasma membrane
Molecular function (GO): G-protein activated inward rectifier potassium channel activity
Source: RefSeq, a predicted model, not a curated record
AAGAUUGCAUUAGGAUACACAUAAUUAAAUAUGAAGUAGAAUAAUGUAGCCCAUACCGCGCACACGCAGGAAACACCACCCACGCUGAUCUGCCUUCGCUCCCCACCUCCGCCCCCCGUAGUCUGAAGUUGUUCAUAUUCGUUAGUGCGGCUGAACGACCCACCACAGAAGGAGUUUGAACGUACGGACUGUAGGAGCUAUGCGUGAAGACGGUAGAAGAAUUAUGCUCGGGAAGGAAAACUCUACCGCCGAACGAUGACACAAGCCAUCGUUCAAAAGCUGUACAAAAGACAGUGACUGUGAGAGGACACCUGGGGUACCUUGGGAACUUGAGUCGGACAGCUGGUGAAAUCUGUGGGCGUUGUCUUAUUUGGUUCUCGCGGACGGCUUUAGUGGGGGGGAAAAAGAAACAGUGACUUGGAGGUACGCACCUGCCGGCGCCAACGCACUUCGUGUGACUGGGAGGAUGAAACUAUCAGAUAGAACGACUAGGAGCAGCAGUGCUCCCACACGUGCAUUUAAGAAGGGAGAAAUUCUGGGAUAUGCGGCAUCGUAACUCCAUCUCGCUAUCCCCAAACGAGCCAGAGAGUCCAGAGCGCACCGGAGAAGACCCAAGAGCGCGGAGGUCUCAGCACUGCGCACACAGGAGAGGUAACCUGUCCCAAAAGCUUUGUCAUUUGGAGUUUUAAGGCGGCAUUUUAUUGCGCCAAAAAUAAUUUCGUCUCCAUCUAAGUUCAUUUUUAGAGGACAUAAUAGGGGGAAAGGAGGGUUUAUCACAACAUAUUUUUAACGACUUCUAUGUACAGGGUAAGCGCUUUAUAAAUUCGUCGGACAUAAAGUUGUAAUCAGCGGUCACACUAUGGCAGCGCUGAGGAAGAAAUUUGGGGAUGAUUAUCAAGUAGUGACUACUUCGUCCAGUGGCGGCGGGUUUAACCAGGCUGCCCCAGAGAAGAAAAAGAAGCGGCAGCGCUUUGUGGACAAAAACGGCCGCUGCAACGUCCAACAUGGGAACUGGGAGACCAGUAGGUAUCUUUCGGAUCUCUUUACUACCUUGGUGGACCUCAAAUGGCGCUGGAACCUCUUCAUCUUCAUCCUCACCUACACAGUAGCGUGGCUAUUCAUGGCCUCUAUGUGGUGGCUCAUCGCAUUAAUACGAGGAGAUCUCAAUCAGGCCCACGACGACAAAUACACUCCCUGUGUUGCCAACGUCUACAACUUUCCCUCGGCCUUCUUGUUUUUCAUUGAGACAGAAGCCACCAUUGGUUAUGGCUUCAGGUACAUCACCGAUAAAUGUCCAGAGGGGAUUAUUCUCUUCCUUUUUCAGUCAAUUUUGGGGUCGAUUGUGGACGCGUUUUUGAUUGGCUGUAUGUUCAUAAAGAUGUCCCAGCCGAAGAAGCGGGCCGAGACACUGAUGUUCAGCGAGCACGCAGCAAUCUCCAUGCGUGAUGGCAAACUGACGCUCAUGUUCCGAGUGGGCAAUCUCAGGAAUAGCCAUAUGGUGUCAGCUCAAAUCCGCUGCAAACUGCUCAAAUCUCGACAGACACCCGAGGGUGAGUUUCUCCCUCUGGAUCAACUGGAGCUGGACGUCGGUUUCAGCACCGGGGCGGAUCAGCUCUUCCUCGUUUCUCCCCUCACCAUCUGCCACGUGAUCGACUCCAAAAGCCCCUUCUAUGACCUGUCCCUCCGCUCCAUGCAGACGGAACAGUUCGAGAUCGUCGUCAUUUUAGAGGGAAUAGUGGAGACAACGGGCAUGACUUGCCAGGCCCGGACUUCGUACACAGAGGACGAGGUCCUGUGGGGCCAUCGCUUCUACCCCGUCAUCUCCCUGGAGGAGGGCUUCUUCAAGGUGGACUACUCACAGUUCCACGGUACCUUUGAGGUGAACACACCCCCCCACAGCGUCAAGGAGCAGGAGGAGAGCCUUCUGCUGUCCUCCCCGCUGACUGCGCCCUCCCUCUGCCACAGCACGGGUGGAGGAGGUGGUGGAGGAGGUGGGGGAGGUGGGGGCGAGGCUGGCAGCAUCACGCUGGAGGGCUCCGACCAGCAGGGGGAGUCGGAGAGUGGUUCCAUCAACCCCCCGGCACCCAUCGCCACCAGCAACACCAAGCUGCCCGCUAAGCUGCAGAGGCUAACGGGGCGGGACGGCAGCGGCGCGUUGUGUGCGGAGGGAAUGCCCCGGAAGCUGCUGCGCAUGAGGUCGGAGAUCACGUACAACCUGGGCGAGCUGCCCGCCAAGCUCCAGCGGAUCAGCUCCGCGCCGGGCGUGGCCGAGGAGCGCCUGCACGCGCUCAGCUCGCCGCUGGCCGAGGAGAGACCCACCCCUAAGAUGGGGCGGUCGGUAGGGGGCAACGCCAUGAGCCAGUCAGUGUCGGACCUGCCCCCGAAGCUGCAGAGAAUGGCCGGGGGAGGAGGUAUGGGUGGACGGCUAGAUGGCAACCUGCCGCCCAAAUUACGGAAGAUGAACUCUGAGCGGUUCACAGGUUUAAGCCUGAAAUGAACAAUCUCCUGCAGUAGUCUCACGGAGCUGGGUGUGUUACAGCACACACCAAGGGACAACUGCUUUGGAAUUUGGCUUGAAUGUGUAUGAGAAUGAUUAGAUGGUUAAUGACGGUAAUGAUGGUUUGAAGUCUCUAAACCAAUCCAACGCCUCGUGAAAUCAUAGCUCAAAGUAUUUGCAUUGAUUCAGACACAAAUUUUAAAUGCUGAAUGGUGCGUUUGUGAAGUUUUGUGUGAGUUUCUAGAAGGCAAGCCGGUUCUCAACCUUGUCUUCUCUCGAGUUUGCCCCAGCCAACACCAAAAUUGAUCCCUAGAUUCGUACUCUUGUUGUGAGGCACAGAAGUGACACCUGGCUCCGUGAGACUACUCUUGUUUGAACCCAAACCUGUCAACAUCCUUCCUGCAAUCAGUAAUGUCCUGAUCAAGUCGUCUUUUAUGAAAGCGAACAAUAACGUUACCACAGAAUUUAUAAUCAUCACAGAAUUUAUUAACAAAUAACCUUUUAGAAACUCAUUUUAAACAGACUGGCAUGUUUGAUCACAUAGAGCAUGUAAAUUAUACGUAUAACAUACUUGUGUUAUAAAUCUCAUUAGAGGAAAUAUCCUAAAUCAGUCACAUAACUUCAACUAAAACUUAAAAGGUUUUAUUCCAUUCAUAAGGGCACAUAUAUUAUGUUUGUGUUUGAAAAAUAUUUAGUCACCUGUUGUAAUUUUCAUGCAUGUGUAAUAAUGUACUAUUUAAAGAUAACAGCUCAUACAGACUCAAACAAUAAGCCUUAACUUUGUCAAGUGGGUACAAUAUCCUGUUCAUUCAAAGGUGUUCUUAGGUCUGUUUGUGUUUGACAGCUCCACUGAGUCGCAGGGUCUGUCUGUUUGGGUUGAUUUGUGUUAACUCAGUUGGUGGGAAAUUGAGGAGAGAUCAUCUAUUUACUGAUGUAUGUAAAACAUAAUCUUAUCAGUUACAGCUCUUUCCAGCAUAUGUGUUUUGAAAGACGGAAGCAAUAACCCCUGAGCUAUGUUAAGAGGAGCCUUUUAGUGUUAUUUAGCAUUUCUUGUAAUACCUCUCUGAGAUGCUUUUGACGAGCUGCUGCAACUUAUAUAUGAAUAAAUUCUGACUGAAAUCACAAGGCACAAAACCUGAACUAUGUGGCUCUAAUAACUGUAAUCCUGGGUCAGCAAAGUUUCACUUAUUCUACAUACUCGUGUUAUGACACAAACAAUAAUCUUUAUAAUAGCGUUAUAGCUCUGGUAUACAUGUGUAAUAAAUACAAAAAGUUUUUCCCUGUCUAUGGCAUAUCACAGAAACUACUCUGUCGGUUGCUGUCUGUACUGGAUGUGCUCAUCAGUAUUGGUCGAGGUCUUCCUUCUCAGAAAUAAAAGUUGUGUGAUUUGAUUCUG